AUGUCUACACCGUCUCCUUACCUAAUAGCCAAAGUGGCUAGAAAUACAGUAGCAACCGCAUCGGUUUCUGCUACUACAAUCACUGCUAGAGUGUUGCGAUCGUCUUACUCAACGAGUACUAAUGUGGUUGCCUCGACAUUUGGCGACUCGUCACAUUCUACAAUGUCGGCAGCUACCCCUCUGUCAGGAUCAGGCUCAAGACCAUUUCCUACAUAUAAAUACCCAUUUCCAUCGAUCCCUCGUCCCCGUCGGAACCUGUUUUACUACUACAAUCCUAUGCCCUCUAUUAAAAGAGGGUUAAGUAGUAUUCCUGACUCGAAACCUGGUAAAUUUGUUCGUCGGUCGUCGGCAAUUGCCUCGCGAUUCAGAAGAAAUAGCAGUGGUGCUCAAGACACUCUGAACGUCUCGAACACUAAUGGCAUGCCGAGUUACAAGACAUUUUCCAAAUUCAAUACUUAUGGUCGAAGAUUUGCUUCGUCGGCUGCAGGCGGGGCCAAGAAAGGUGGGCCUGGUUCAAUUGGUUUGGCUGCUGCUCAGUCCUGGAAAUGGUGGGCUGUUCCUGCUGUAACCAGUAUUAUCAUCUGGACGGCCUACCGUCGUAAGAAGCAACAACAACAGCAGAGAGACGAUGAAACUCAACCAUUACUAGGUCAACAGGAACAUGAUCAUAAACCUGCUAAACCCUGGCAAGUGGCUGCUUAUAGCACACUUCCCCUUAAAGCCAUGUCACGAUUAUGGGGUAAAGUCAAUGAUAUUACACUUCCAGUGUGGAUGAGAGAACCUGGAUUCAAACUAUAUUCAUACAUGUUUGGAGUGAACCUCGACGAAGUCGCUGAAGAUGAUCUAACUACAUACCGCAACCUUGGCGAGUUCUUUUUCCGAGAACUAAAACCCGGUGUGCGUCCAAUUGAUCCCGACGCUGUACUUGUCAGUCCUGCUGAUGGUCAAGUAUUACAUUUAGGAGUGAUAGAUGGAGGUAAAGUCGAGCAAGUCAAAGGUAUAACAUACUCUUUAGACGCUUUACUUGGCGGAGGGAAUUAUGUCUCUGCAGCUCCUUCGCACGAAGUAGACUUUGAUUUGCACGAGGAGCACGCUAUUAUGGAGCGUCACAAGGAUUUCGCUGUUGUCAAUGGCAUUUCUUAUACAUUAGACGAUCUGAUAGGAGGUGGUGGCAGUCAAACUAAUGUUGAGAAGCGAACCGAUCAAAAAGUCGAAGAUGAAGGCGAUGCCACUGUUGCGUCUGUCAACUCGUCCACAAGUUCAUUUGUGAAUGUUAGUAAAGAUGUUCUUGCACCAGAUUUCACUCCCGAGUCUGAAAAAGAGUUAUUUUUCGCGGUUAUCUACCUUGCACCUGGCGACUACCACCGAUUCCACUCGCCCGCCAACUGGGUUGCCGAGAUUCGACGUCACUUUGUCGGUGAACUAUACAGUGUAGCGCCCUAUUUCCAGAGUCGGUUACAGAAUCUGUUUUGUCUGAACGAACGAGUGGCAUUAUUAGGUCGCUGGAAGCACGGGUUCUUCAGCAUGACGCCCGUUGGCGCGACCAACGUCGGCAGUAUCAUCAUCAACUUCGAUAAGAACCUGCGAACAAACACCGUAUACGAGCACCCCAACAUCACGCCCAACUCGUCGUCGUCCAGCAUCUCCUCACUCCCCGAUAUCACCAGCAGCGGCGAACAAACCGCACAACGCAAGAAAGUCAAGAAAGCGACGUGCUACGAAGCCACCUACGGCAAAGCCAGCCGUCUCCUUGGCGGAUACCCUAUCAGUAAGGGCGAACAAAUGGGCGGAUUCAACCUCGGCAGCACUGUCGUGCUAGUCUUCGAGGCCCCCAAAACGUUCCACUUCAACGUCAAAGCCGGCCAAAAAGUUAAAGUCGGCCAAGCUCUCGGCACCCUGCCAUCGUAG
Molecule: messenger RNA, 1908 nt
Organism: Sugiyamaella lignohabitans
Lineage: Eukaryota; Fungi; Ascomycota; Dipodascomycetes; Dipodascales; Trichomonascaceae
Gene: PSD1
Product: phosphatidylserine decarboxylase 1
Exons: 1
Coding region: 1-1908 (635 amino acids)
Biological process (GO): phosphatidylethanolamine biosynthetic process
Cellular component (GO): mitochondrion
Molecular function (GO): phosphatidylserine decarboxylase activity
Source: RefSeq, a predicted model, not a curated record